Messenger RNA from Sardina pilchardus (European sardine), 2715 nucleotides. RefSeq names its product otopetrin 1 (gene otop1). Gene Ontology annotation, cellular component: membrane. Bases 73 to 2133 code for a protein of 686 amino acids. Gene Ontology annotation, biological process: proton transmembrane transport; inner ear morphogenesis. Lineage: Eukaryota; Metazoa; Chordata; Actinopteri; Clupeiformes; Clupeidae. Gene Ontology annotation, molecular function: proton channel activity. The transcript has 6 exons. The record is from RefSeq and is a predicted model, not a curated record.
AGAAUAGAACAUUAAAAUACGAAAUUACUUGUUUGGUAUACUAAUUUGUAAGACAGCACAGCUUGUACAGGGAUGUCCAAAAGUGUUAGCUAUGCUGUGGGAGACUCCCGGAAGUUCCGGGAGAGGUGGGAUGUUUGGCAUGUUGCCCCUCUCCAUGCAGUUCAUGUCGAUUGCAACAGGUUACGCAGCCGGCCCUCUCCAAAUGCGCUUAAAGUGCUCCAUGUUGACGCGUCUCUUUCUAAGGAUUUUGGUCCUAUAGAUCUUGGUGCCAUGGUAGAACACGGCGGACUGGAUAUUAUGUGCCUAAAUAAGUACUGUAACAGCUCGUCCUCGUCUUCCACGUCAGACGGAGACAAGAAAUUGUUAAAAAAGUUGAGAGUCCGUCUCACCGAAAAUUAUCCCCAGAAAAACGCAGAGAUCCUGAGUGCCCAGUACGGCACACAGCUGCUGCUGAUUGGGGUGGCGUUAAUGCUUGCUCUCGCUAACGGUGGACCAUCCAUUCACGAGGAGCACCUGCUGUCCUUCCUCACCACCCUCAUGAUUUUGCAGCUUUUAUGGAUGCUCUGGUACAUUGUGCGCAAGGACAGGCAGAGGAGUCUGGUGUCAGAGAAAGACGUGCAUGCUGGAACCAGCUGGAUAAGAGGGGGACUGUCACUACUGGCUUUGCUAUCGCUGAUUAUGGAUGCUUUCCGCAUUGGUUACUUUGUGGGAUAUCAAUCGUGCAUAUCCGCUGUGAUCGUCGUAUAUCCCAUCAUCCACGCAGUCCACACAAUAUCUCAGGUGUAUUUUCUGUGGUUUCACAUCAAAGAUGUCAUCAACAGAUACAAAACAUUUGAAAGAUUUGGCGUGAUUCACGCAGUCUUCACAAACCUCUUGUUGUGGUGCAACGGAGUGAUGUCAGAGUCAGAGCACUUCAUGAACAAUCACAAGAGAAGGCUCUCAUCCCUCGGCUUCAUUAACCACUCCAUAGUGGAGUUUGAGCCCGACUGUAACUGCACCACUAGUGCCUGCACCAUGUUCUCCAGCAGCAUGUACUACCUGUACCCGUUCAACAUCGAGUACCACAUCUUCGUCUCGGCCAUGCUCUUCGUCAUGUGGAAGAACAUCGGCCGCACCAUCGACCACCACGCCAACCGCAAGCGGCCCACCACCCAGACCACCGGCCUGAUCCUGGGCCCCAUCCUGGGGCUGCUGGCCCUGGCCAGCACCAUCGGCAUCCUGGUGGUCUACCUCAUCCACGUGGAGAAGUCGCUGGCCAUGCGCGAGUCGGCCAUCGUCAUGUUCUACGCGUACGGCAUCGCCAUGCUGGCGCUGAUGUGCGUGGCGGGCGCCGCCGGCCUGCUCGUCUACCGGGCCGAGGGGCUGCCCAUGGACACGGCCAAGAACCCGUCGCGGCAGCUGGACGCCGAGGUGCUGCUGGGCUCGUCGGUGGGCUCGUGGCUCAUGUCGUGGUGCAGCGUCGUGGCGGUGGCGGCGUCGGGGGCGUCCGGCGGCGGCGGUCCGAGCUACCGCUGGUGCAGCCUGGUCUACUCGCUGCUGGCCGUGCUGGAGAAGUACGUGCAGAACCUCUUCGUCGUCGAGUCGCUGUACCGCAAGAGGUGCGAGGAGGACGCCGAGGAGCACGACGAAGCCGGCGGCGGCGGCGGCGGUGGCGGUGGCGGAGCCGGUAACGGCGGGGGCACUACCACCGGCGGCAGUGGCGGCGGCGCGCCCGAGAUCUUCUCGGUGGCCGCCUCCAUGGGUCCGCUGUACGACGGCAUCAUCAACCGGGCCUACGACAGCCAGGACCGGUGCUGCGGGGCGCUGGAGAGCGAGCCGGUGGAGAACGGCCAGGCGUACGGAUGCGGGCGGAAGCCCUCGGAGGUGCCGCUGCCCGUCGGCCCGCGGCUGAAGGACAAGCCCAGCAAGAAGAGGCAAAUCCUCAAGAACAUCGCCGUCUUCCUCUUCAUGUGCAACAUCUCACUUUGGAUCCUGCCCGCCUUCGGCUGUCGCCCUCAGUACGACAACGGGCUGGAACAGGAGACCUUUGGCUUUGCCCUAUGGACCACAGUCCUCAACUUUGCCAUCCCUUUGAAUCUCUUCUAUAGAAUGCACUGUGUGGCCUCUCUCUUUGAAGUGUUCAGGAAAGUGUGAGGCCAAUGUACGGCGGGAUGAGACGAUGUUAUCUAGUCGUCAGUGGAGCUCUGUAAAAAGAGGCUUCUCACAUAAGAAAUCAGGAUGAGUUGUGUUUCAGAAGUCAGCAUACCUGGUGCUCAGCAUCAUCGAAUUCUAUUGAAUUGUAAUUUAAAGCCUUGUACUGUUUUGGUAAACUGCAUGUAGAAAUCAUUCCUCUUUUUAAAGAGAUUAAUUCAUUGGGAGCUUUGAUUGCUAUAGAGGGCUGGUAUCUUGGAAACUUUUCAGAGAAUGUAGAACCUUUGUUGUCAUUUAGUCACACAGUUUUUUUGGUAAUUUUAGUUACGUCGACAGGUGUAUGGGCCUGAAUUACUUGAACUUCAUGGUACUUUCCUGAAGUUGCCAAACAACUUAUUUCCACUGAAAUCAUUUUAUCGAGUAAACAAACGUAUUAGAAUUGUACAUAAGAUAGAACACAUUGAAUACAAUAGAAUGAUUAGGAGUUGUUGUUUUUUCUGUCUAAUUGUAAAUGUAUGUGAUUACAUGGAUAACGUUCUCAUUUAUAUGCUCUUGGUCUGGCUACACCGGGCGCUGACAUGUUCU